Chara braunii is the source of this 1580-nucleotide messenger RNA. Lineage: Eukaryota; Viridiplantae; Streptophyta; Charophyceae; Charales; Characeae. The record is from the annotation of a GenBank genome assembly.
GUAUAUAUAUAUAGUAGAUUGCUGCAAGAAAAUACACAAGAAAGAAAUAGCGCGGCUUUUGCGCAAGCGCGACAGCUCAUCCAGCUUCACCGUCGUUCUCCGAACAGGAAGAGAGGUAGAAGCUGCAUUCUCCACCAUCACCAUGGCGCGAUCUAGCUUGGCGGCUAUGGCUUCAAUUGCCAUGAUUGUGAUUUUGUCCUGUCAUUUGCUUUGCCUUGCGGCGCCUGCAUAUGACGUAGAUGCGGCUGAUGCGUGCCCUGUGCAUAUCACCAAGCUGAGCCUCGAUCCAAUCAAUUCACUCUGUAGCAUCGGGAACAGCGAUUUGUGCUGCCAGUCUAUGCAGACUGUGGGAAUGGAGGCGGUGGACUACAACCCGAAUUGCGUGGACAAGUUAGUAGCUGCCAUCGAGGCCUACACCGGUGUCACUGCAGAUGAAGCCUCCGCUUGCCUGCAGAAUGAGGGAAGAGGUCUUCUCGAGCAACUGGAGCGGGAAGCCUCUGGGGCUUUCGCCGCCUCAGGGUCCGGGUCUUUACCGGCGCCGAGCCUGGCAUUGUGAUAAUGAUCUUGAAAGUUCAUGGCGAUGGACAACUAUGGAAUAACGCUGCGUUCGAUGGACGGCAGAGGAGGAGCAGGAGGAGGAGGAGGAGCUCUCUGUGACGUUCGUCUUGUCUGUUCAUGCAGGCGCUCUCGGUGGGUGCGUCGUAUGGCCUGUAGCCUGUAGGCGCUUCGCCUGCUUUCUGACUGAGCGGGAUUGAGAGACUGACAGUGUCAGUGCAAGGAGUUGCUGUCUGUUGACGCCGUACUGGAUCAGAUCAUUGAUUGAUCUCAUUCAAGAUCGAAUGCAUGCCUCGUAUUACACGUAUGGAGAUGGCCAUGACAUGUAGUGCAAAUGGAGGUCGGACGGCAUUCGGAAAGGCGAAUCGCCCGGCGACGAAAUUUCACGCUUGCCUAGUCGGACAUGGCGUCUCUCCAUCCCAUGGGGGUGGCAUUUAUUAGUAGAUUAGCGUCUUUCCCGAAGGAAAAAUUCUGCUGGCACCAUUUGUAGGACCGCAUCAGGGCAAUCUCUCUCUCUCUCUCUCUCUCUCUCUCUCUCUCUCUCUCUCUCUCUCUCUCUCUCUCUCUCUCUCUCUCUCUCUCCCGCUCUCUCUCUCUCCCCCCGUCCCCACCUCUCUCUCUCUCUACCCCCGUCCCCACCUCUCUCUGUCUCUCUCUCAGUGUGUGUGUGUGUCUGUCUGUCUCUCUCUGCGUGUCUGUGCGGUCGCAACUUUAUGGUAAAGAGGGUUGCCUCGAAGCGUCUUGCUGGUUGAGGCAAGUUGUCAGGUUUUUCUUUUCAUUCGGCUUAAUGUGCCGUAUUAGGACCAAGUGUUGGAGUCGGAGCUCCGCCUAAAGCCAAUCCAAGCCACACUAUGUAGCAGCAGGCUGUCGUCGUGGUCUUAGGCCGACAUUCCUCGCGAGGGAGAGACGCGAGGGAGAGAGGAUACACGGCUGUUCGGGCUGAUCCCCGAGUGCGGGAGGCGGUUGUUAUUCUUGACUGCAAAUCCACAUUAUCAUGUGGAAGUAAAUAAAAAUGAGGAAAUCGA